Periophthalmus magnuspinnatus is the source of this 1203-nucleotide messenger RNA. RefSeq names its product endonuclease domain-containing 1 protein-like. The transcript is spliced from 2 exons. Bases 80 to 967 code for a protein of 295 amino acids. Gene Ontology annotation, molecular function: hydrolase activity; nucleic acid binding; metal ion binding. NCBI's taxonomy places the organism in Eukaryota, Metazoa, Chordata, Actinopteri, Gobiiformes, Gobiidae. The record is from RefSeq and is a predicted model, not a curated record.
CAGGAAGUACAAGUUAUUCAGCUGACCAUGGCCUGUGUCUUUUCACUUCUCCACAGACACUUCUCCAUACACUGUCAUCAUGGCGUAUUCUUGGACUCUUUUAGUCAUACUUUUCUCAACAAAACUGAGCAUUUGUGGAGGAGAUGUGGGUGAUUUUUCCCCUUGUUUACAGUUCUUCUACAAAUCUUGGCCGCUGAAAGGUCUGACCGGGACUCCAAUCUGUCAGAGAUACAGCAACCAGUAUCGCUUUGCCUCACUGUACAGCCGCCCGAGGAGGUCAGCCUGGUUCUCUGCCUAUGUGUACAGUGUCCCAAUGGGGAAGAGACCCUCUACAUCCUGGAAGUAUGAGCCACAGCUGGCUUACCCCAAGGCCAAUGGCAACAUGGCGCUGUUCCCUCCAGGCCCCUUAGAUGUGAAUGUGGUGGAGAGUCAGGCCGUGGAUCCGGACUACAUCAACUCCUCCUUUUCUCGUGGUCAUUUGAACCCCAGUCUGCACCACCAGCAGUACGAUGACCGUUCCUCCACUUUCACCCUUACCAACGUGGUCCCCCAAAAGGCCGGGUCCAACGAUGGGCCCUGGGAAACCCUAGAACAAACCAUCAACAAAACAUUAGCGGCUUAUUGCAUUGGAAAAGCUUACAUAGUUACAGGGAUUAUACCCUACAAGGAUCAAGAGCAUUGGAUCAACAAUCGUGUGGCAGUACCAGAGUACUUAUGGUCUGCCUAUUGUUGCCCACAGUUCAACAACAGCCUUCCACCAUAUCUAAAAAGUACCUUUCCAACAUACGCAGCUAUUGGUCGUAAUGAUAGAAAUAGUACUGAGGAGAUUGUGCCAGUAAACAAGACAGCAAAGAAGGCAUUUUUAGGCUAUGAUGUGAAACAAAUGAGCCUGGAAACACUGGAGAUGUAUUUAAAACAAAGGUUCAAUACUGUGGUCAGUGUUUUCUAUGAUAGUUGUAAUGGGUAAUUUAUAGGCUAAAUGUGUCACUAAUCCAUAAUAAAACACUAUAGUAAACAAAACACACACACAAACAAACAAAAAACUAAACAUAGUGCAAAAUUGUUGAUGCUAAAUAUGUGGACAAUGUAUAUUGUUACUUAUUUUUGCCACACGGGCAUUGAUACUAAUUAGUUUCAGAACUAACACUUAUUCAAAAUCUGAAAUGUCACAUUAGUUUAAAUGUUCUGUAAAUGUGCACUUUA